AUGGACAUUUACCAAGACGAUAAUUAUGUUAACCUAGUGAGAGCGUUAGAUGAUGAAAACGUGGGUCCAAUAGGCCUACCUUUCUUCAUUUUGAAGGCCAUCACAGCAGGUUUCUCUGAUAACCAACUAAUUGGCAGGGGUGGGUUUGGAGCUGUUUACAAGGGAGCGCUUCAAAACAAUGUAGUGGUCGCCGUGAAAAAACUUCAUGACAUAAUUGAGAUUCUAGAGGAGAAUUUCCAACGUGAGGUUGCUUGUCUAGUAGAGGUGAAGCACAAAAACAUAGUGCGGUUUCUGGGGUACUGUUCUGAGACGCAAGAAGUUUGGGUGCCGCAUGAAGGAAAAUAUUCUUGGGCCAACGUUCGUCAAAGGGGAUAUAUGGCACCCGAAUUUUUAAGAGAUGGAACAAUCACAUUGAAGAUAGACAUAUAUAGUCUGGGUGUUAUUAUCAUGGAGAUUCUGAUGGGGUGUAGGGAAUACCCUAAUGUUGACGAGGUGCUGGAAAGUUGGGCGAAUACAUUUCAGACAACAGAGAGCCACGUACUACUAGAACAAGUAAAAGUAUGUGCUGAGAUAGGGAUAAACUGCCGGCACGAUGACCCAAGCAAAAGGCCUGCUAUAGAGGAUAUUAUCUGCAGGCUUGUUGAAACGGAUAUUUCGUACUCCUGCUCCAUUGUUAGAAGUGUUGCAAGCACUUCAUCAUCAUCGGCAGGGCAGUACCACAGUUUUCUACAGUUGCAAGUCCACCCUGUCGAGCUCUGCUUUCCCUUCGUGGCCAAAAAGCGCAUCCAGUGCUCACUGAACUUAAUUAACAGGACAAAUGGUUAUGCCAACUAUUGGGUUAUACCGCAGUUCCCAGAGAUAUACUUUAUUCACAAGCUCAGUUUCAUUUUGGGACCAAUGUCCACUGGCAGUUUAAACGUGACAAUGGUGGAGCAAGAGAAACCUCCACCGGACCUGGGCAUAUUUAAAAUACUGAUGAUCACCAUGGGAAGCGAGAGAGAACUUAAAGAUGUUGUCUCAUCCAUUGGCAACGAACCAAAGAUUGAUGGUGGUUUCCAGAAGCUAGUUGAAGAGUUGGGUGAAGAGGUGCAUUCCGCAACUGUGACUGCUGUCGACUGCCAACCAAGGGAGACAUCGUCUCCCCCGAAGACUGUUUCGUCGGUUUCAUUUACGAGCAUGGGAGCCGUAGAUGUGCAUCCCACAAAGCCAUGGAUUUUGGCGGGUGGUGACAACUAUCUUACCAUUUGGGACCACAAUGAGGAGGCAACAGUGUUUGCAUUAGAUGUGAAUGAGGAAGGAAGCACGAUCCCAAAACUAGGGAUUGUGGCGGUUAAAUUCAUCCCUCGAAAGCAAUGGUUUGUGACCACAGAUUUUGCGGGAUUUGUCCAUGUCUACUCGUGUGAAACAUGGCAAAAAACAAAGACGUUCAGAGCAACCAGUAGCAAUUGUGUCAUGUCAUUGGCGAUUCACCCUACCUACCCAUACCUGCUAUUGGCGUGUUUUGACGGCCUGUUCGAGCUCUGGAACUGGGACAAGGGCUGGACCUGUUCUCGAAAAGUUCGCUCAUCCUCUCACAGUUCAACCCAAAGUUAUUUCAUUGUCAAGUUUAAUCCAAACAACACGGAGACCUUUACGAGUGGAGACAGAUACUCUGGACUGAAGGUAUGGUCAAUUAAUGAUCUGAAUAAGCCUAUCACAACCAUACAACAGAAUUGUAAAUACAUGCUCUAUGACCAUGUUUUCACCGAGGCUAGUCAGAACCAUGUGGUUGUCGACAAAGAUGGUCUAACCAUAUGGGAUUUACAGACAGCGACACGUGUUCACACACUCUACGAGACUGGAAAAUAUUUUAAUACCGCAGUAGCUUGCCACCCAACACUUCCGCUAAUAGUUGCAGCCACUCUGCAUGGUGUAUCAAUCGCCAUGAAAAAUGUUUCUUUAGUGAGUUAUGGUAGGACAUAA
Molecule: messenger RNA, 1962 nt
Organism: Miscanthus lutarioriparius
Lineage: Eukaryota; Viridiplantae; Streptophyta; Magnoliopsida; Poales; Poaceae
Source: the annotation of a GenBank genome assembly